AAACAGUCUGGUCCUCCAGCCAAUCAGCGCUACCCAAUUGUCUGAAUGCGGAAGUUGCACAACAUGCUUCUGAAGCUGCUGAUUUCUGGCCAGUGAAGUUGCUUUCUCAUUCGGGGUUAAAUUAUUGUCGUUCAAGAAUUGGACGGUAGGGAAGUGAAUCCGGGGAGGGUGCAGACUCUGAAAAGAUUGGCCCUGGUCUUCCGCACUCUUAAAAAGACAUCGACGUCUUUUACUCCGUCAGUUUGACAUACUUAUUUGUCUGGGUAACAGAAUGGCGUCUUAACGUUCACAAUUAGAAGGGCUGACAUGUGACGAGGAUAUUAGAAGAGGAGGAUGUGAAGAAAGAAUUUGAAAACUAACAUCAUGUCAAGAUCUGAAAUCCAUCGAUUUGUCAGGAUCUGAAUGUCUUAAACCUUUAACUGUGGAAGGAGAAUUGUUUCUGUGUAUAGUCUGCUUCAAAUAUUUUAAAAAUCAAUUUGACUGAAAAAGAAUUGUGACACACCUACACCUGAGUGCGAGUGUUUCAGUGCAAUGACUGAAAAAAGCUUUAACUAGUUAAGCAGCCUGAAAAAGAAAUUGCAGAAUUCACAGCAGAGAGAGAUAAUUCAUAUGUUCUGUGUGUGGACAAGACUUCAACUAAUUAUCUGUCCAGGUUUAACAAUGCAAACACUUUCAGCAUGAAUAAAUCCUGGAAAUGUGGACACUGUGGGGAGGGAUUCCCUUCCCCAUCUGCACUUGACAUUCAUGAGCGCAGACACACUGGGGAGAGGCCAUUCACCUGUUUUGUGUGUGAGAAAGGAUUCAUUUCUGUCUCCAAUCUGCUGAGACACCAGCAAGUUCACACUGUGGAGAGGCCAUUUACUUGCGCUGUGUGUGGGAAAGGAUUCUCUGAUUCGCACAAUCUGCUGCAACACCAACGGAUUCAUACUGGGGAGAGGCCAUUCACCUGCUCUCAGUGUGGGAAGGGAUUCACACAAUUAUCUAACCUGCAUGUACACCAGCGAGUUCACACUGGUGAGAAGCCAUUCACCUGCUCUCAGUGCGGGAAGGGAUUCACACAGUUAUCCAAUCUGCAAGCACACCAGCGGGUUCACACUGGGGAGAAGCCAUUUACCUGCUCUCAGUGUGGGGAGGGAUUCUCUCGAUUGUCCAAUCUUCAGAAACACCAGCGAGUUCACACUGGGGAGAGGCCAUUCAUCUGCUCUCAGUGCGGGAAGGGUUUCACACAGUCAUCCCACCUGCAGAAACACCAGCAGAUCCAUACCAAGGAGAAGCUGUUUACCUGCUCUCAGUGUGGGAAGGAAUUCACUCGAUUAUCCAGCCUGCAGAAACACCAGCGAGGUCAUGAGUGACUGCAGAAAUGUGUUCUGCCGUUAGUACUUCUGCUUAUCACACUCAGGACUAAACCAUGUUCAUUCUGCUGAUGGGUGAAGUGGGACUCUCAGAAGGGAUCUUUCUACUGGACUGGCCAUGCUCACCACUUUGCCUCAGUGAGGCUGAUGCUUCAAAUUCCAUCCAAAUCACCAAAUGAAAGGAAGGUUUGGAAGGUAGAAGAUCUUCAGUUUGCAUUUCAUUUCUCCAAUAGCAUGCCAUGUUGGCAUGGAGAGGGUCACAUGAGGGAGUUGUUUUGUAUAAUUCAUGUGGAUGCUUCUGACAGAAGGCAUUUGGAGAUUUGUAAAGUUUGCAGCUCAUUUGGAAUCAACGAGGGGAAAAGAAGCUGGAAGGUUUGCUGAGCUUAGAGCUGGAGGAAGAAAUCUCUAGUCAGGCUCCCAAUGAAAGACCAAGAGUAUUGUGGUGGCAGGAAGCUGUCAUACAUCAGACAAAUGAAUGAGGAGUCGCAAGGCCAUUCAGCCCUUCGAGAAUGUUUCACCGUAUGAUAAGAUUAUGAUUGAUUGAAUUGUCAUUUCCAUUCUAUGUUCCUGUCUAAACCGUCAAAGCUUUGUCCUCAAGGUAGUCUAAAAGAUCAUGCAGAAGAUGUAACUGAGUCAGUAGAACUGAUAUGUUAUCCCUGUUGUAGAGUGGGGCAUUUAUAGCAAAUUGCUGAAGAUCCAGGAAUAAAUCAGCGUUGGUAAAAAUGGCUGGUGUUUCUCCGGCGAACGUUUCACUAAAGAGUGAAGUUUCUGAGAAACCAAUCCUCUCUAAUGCAUUUACCAUGCGAGAAAACAGAUGUGAGGGAUUCUGACCAGUUUAUACUUUCAGGAAGUCACUCCAGAUGUCCAAGAAAGCCAAAAAAGAUUUUUGUUCUGAGUUGCUGGCUCAGUUGAAACCUUAUUAGGAAAAGCUUUGGACCUUUUCCAAAAAAUUCAUUUUAUUAAUAUGAGUUAUUGUGGGGAAAUGUGUGUUGAAGGUGCUCAUGAAAGCACAGCUGAAAUAUUCUGAACAAUCUUCGGCCCUUUAUAGAAAGAAAGAUAUACUGGCAUCGGCGACUGCCCAGAGAAUGGUCACCAGGCUGAUACCAGAUAAGGAGGGACUUUGGAGAGGAGAGGAUGACUAGGUUGUGCCUGUACUUUUUGGAACAUAGAAGAAUAAUAUGUGAGCAUACUGAAUAGUUGCUUUCCCUUGUGGAAGAGUCUAGAAACGGAAGGUAUCAUCUCAGAAUACUGGGUUGCUCAUUUAAAACAGAGAUGAGGAAGAAUUUCUUCAAGGGUAGUGAGUCUGAAAUUCUUUACUACUGAGGAUUACUGAUGUGGGAUUAUUCAAAUAUUAAAGGCUGAUCUGAACAUAUUUUUAGUCAGGAAGGCAAUCAAUGGUUAUCAGGAAAAGGCAGGGAAGUGGAGUUGAGGAUUAUCAGAACAGGCAUGAUCUCAUUGAACAGCAGUCCAGACUUGAUGGGCUGAAUGAUCUACUUUUCCUUUGUCUUAUUGUCAGUUGUUCAGAGUGAAUUGAAGUUGUACUCUGGGGAUAGAGUUCCUUGCUGUUGGUUUUGUUUCCACGUUCCUCAUUAACCAUAUGGACCUAACACAGAGAAUUGAUUUCGCGGGCAGUAUACUGUUUUCACAAAUUUGGAUGGAGAGCCACGUUUGGAAGUUACUCCAGUGAGUGAAAACUCCAUGACAUUUGGAAUCCUGCUCAGCAUGGAACUGAUUCAAAUAAAAGAAAACUGAAGUAUCUACCCUCGUAAUGGGGAGCACAGAAGCUGCAAAACUACCUGCAGAAUCCAAAGUUAAAAUUUUCAAAGGAAUAGACAAAGGCUGAACAGACUAAUGUUAACAACAUCAAACAUUAAAUUUUCCUGCCAGUGCCAAAGCAAUGCAGAAUGCAACAGGCAAAUUACUGUAUCAUAAGAGUACAUUUUCAACCUCAGCAUGAUGUGGAAAAAUCAAAGCGUUGGAAAGAAAACUAAACAUCCAAAUUGAGGAAGCAUUUGACAUUACUGAGAGUUUAGUAGUUUUUAAUCUAAAUGGUGAUCAGAAAAAAAAAUUACACUAAUUGUUUAAAGAUAGACCAAGCAAGAAAUCAAACCAUCCUCUUGAAUAUGAAAGUGCAUUGGAAUAACAUGACCAGUGAGACUUGUAACCAACCCUGAAAGAGUUGCAGGUCUUUUGACAGACAAACUGCUUUUAUUCAGUCAGUUCUGAUAACACAGACAAUGGAACAUUUGCAGAGAAAGAGUUCUGGAAAUCUUAAGUAUAAGAAUGAGAAACUGGGGAGAAACCAAAGUAAAUUCCACUGGCUGUGGCAUACUUUUGGAUUGAUCCCGAAAGAAAGUGAAUGAACCUUCAAGAUUUCAUGAGAUAACAGUCCUGGGUUGCAAAAACAAAGCUGAAUUCAAAACAUUGCAUAGAUAUUUACAAUUGUGAUAAUUUACAAUACUUCUUUGUUCGAUAUUUUCAUUUACACAAAAAAGCUUGUUUUUGAUUAA
Molecule: messenger RNA, 3862 nt
Organism: Rhincodon typus (whale shark)
Lineage: Eukaryota; Metazoa; Chordata; Chondrichthyes; Orectolobiformes; Rhincodontidae
Product: gastrula zinc finger protein XlCGF7.1-like
Exons: 3
Coding region: 678-1352 (224 amino acids)
Biological process (GO): regulation of transcription by RNA polymerase II
Cellular component (GO): nucleus
Molecular function (GO): RNA polymerase II cis-regulatory region sequence-specific DNA binding; DNA-binding transcription activator activity, RNA polymerase II-specific
Source: RefSeq, a predicted model, not a curated record